Messenger RNA from Peromyscus eremicus (cactus mouse), 2856 nucleotides. It is a transcript of the gene Fam131b, whose product is annotated as family with sequence similarity 131 member B. Bases 1 to 903 code for a protein of 300 amino acids. Lineage: Eukaryota; Metazoa; Chordata; Mammalia; Rodentia; Cricetidae. The transcript has 4 exons. The record is from RefSeq and is a predicted model, not a curated record.
AUGGAGGACACCACUUCCAUCCUUCCGAAGCUUAAGCGAAACUCGAAUGCCUAUGGCAUUGGAGCCCUGGCCAAGUCAUCCUUCUCAGGGAUCUCUAGAAGCAUGAAGGACCAUGUGACAAAGCCUACGGCCAUGGGGCAAGGCCGAGUGGCCCACAUGAUUGAGUGGCAGGGCUGGGGGAAGGCACCGACAAUUCAGCCACAGCACAGCCACGAGGCUGUGCGCAGGGAUACAGAUGCUUACUCCGACCUCAGCGAUGGCGAGAAGGAGGCUCGUUUCCUAGCAGGAGUCAUGGAACAGUUUGCUAUUUCUGAGGCUACACUUAUGGCCUGGUCUUCCAUGGAUGGUGAGGACAUGAGUGUGAAUUCGACCCAGGAGCCACUGGACUGCAACUACAGUGACAACUACCAGGAGCUGAUUGAGAGUCAAGAUGCACUAGCUCAAGCCCCCAUGGAUGGAUGGCCUCACUCCUAUGUGUCACAGGGCAUGUACUGUCUGGGGUCAUCAGAUGCCUGGGAAGCGAGUGAUCAGUCCCUCAUUGCAUCUCCAGCUACAGGAUCCUAUCUUGGCCCUGCAUUUGAUGACUCACAACCUAGCCUGCAUGACAUGGGACCUUCCCAACCUGCUUCAGGAUAUUCUGCUCAGGAGCCUCCGCCUUUCUUGGGGGUGGACACUGACUGGGCACCAGAGGUUGGUGGGGUGGACCUGGCCAGGGGAUCUGUAGAGGAAGAGAAGAGACCACUGGCUCCCGAGGAGGAAGAGGAUGCAGGAUGCCGGGACCUGGAGUCACUUUCUCCACGAGAAGACCCGGAGAUGUCCACUGCUCUUAGCCGGAAGGUGUCUGAUGUCACGUCCUCAGGUGUGCAGUCCUUUGAUGAGGAGGAGGGGGAUGCCAACAACUAGCUUCUUCCCGCCCCACUCUGACCUGAGGGGCAUGGCUGCAACCCAUACCCUCCCAAGCUCCAGCAGCACAGAUGAAACCCGGGCAGAAGACAGCAGGGAACUGGGAGCUUCCAGCCUUCACCAGCCCGCUAGCAGCCCUGGAAAGGGAAGGACCAGCAGGGGGUUUUAUCUAGGCUUAUACUCCAGAGACCAUCAUUCCAGGAACUGAGACCCAGGCAGUUAGGUGGCUGUGAACCUGGCAUGGUGGUGGGAGAUGAGCCAUCGCUAUGGUUCUGGGGUCCAUGCCCAGGUGCGCCGUGUUGAACACUGAAUCUCAGUUCUUACACCCCUGAUUCCGUCUUCCAGGAGCCUUGGCUGUGCUGUCUGAAUGCCUCCUUUCUCCAUUUCACUCCUGCUUUUCUGAUUCUGUUUUCUCUGGCUAUGGCAUCAGUGCAUCCCCACUGUGGGAAAGCAGGCCUCAGGGGCUGUUGAACAUGGCUUGGCGGUGACAGGAGAGUGGGCUGAACGGCCGGCCCUUCUGUGUUUAGCAUGGACACUGUGCCCAAUUCAGGCAAUCUUUGGCUUCUGGGAUCAGGAGCCAAGGACGAGAUGGACGUAGCAGCUGGGAUUGACAGAGGUCACACAGUAUGAUUCUUUAUCCCAAAGCCCACUCAGAAACAGGAGGGUCACCAAUGAGACAAAGAAUAAACACAGCCACUUGAAUGUCCUGUGGCUGGAAGGAGGACCUUUAGGAUACGGAAGAAGGCCCAGUAGGGUUGGUUACUCCAAUUCUGGCUUCCCUUUAUACCUUCUUCCACUUGGAGCCCAGACCCAAGGAGGGUGAGCGGGCACUAGUCUCAGAUUGUUGACCUAAGGAUGCAUUGUCCCCGUCAGUGAGGGUACCGUGAGGGCUGGGCCUCCCUCUACCUUCCCCUAAUUCUCUGGAGCUGUUUACACUUUUCUCUUUGCCUUUUCUACAUUUUUAUAACUUCUUGGGGACUCAGGGUUGAGCAGAGUGGAGUGGGGAGUCUGGUGCUGUCACUGCCUUGGCUGGGCUGGGCUGAUGGCUGAGGGCCAGGGUGGACACUGGCUGCUUCUGCGUUCCUGUCAGCUGUUCCCAGUGCUCCUCCGCCCAUUGUUCCUUACAGGACUGGUUGUGGUGAGACAUAAGCUUGCCCUCCCACACCUCCCCUGCCAUUUGGAGUGGACCAUGAGGCCAGGGAACAGCAGCAAGUCAGUGCAGUAUUGCUAUGAGGGUGCUGGAGCAGCUGCAGCCUCAAUCCGGCCCUUGGCUUAAACAGUUUCGAUAGGAGAUGUCCAAGCUUGUCAGCCCAUUUUUCUUCUUCCUCCUGUCUGUCCCUGGCUCCAGUUCCAAGGCUUUGUGUCCCACUCUAACUGUCAGGGGUCCUACUCCCUCACCCACAGGAACGACGAGGCUCAGAGCUGGAGUGAUUCUGUUCAUCCGUGACUCUGUCCUGCACCACAUUCAUACACUGACGUGUAACCAGAGUCGGUGUCCCACAUCCUCCAGGGGAGGGGGAAGCAUGGGAUCCUGGGGUCCGUUCAUGUAGGAAACAUGGGAGUAGACCUGGAGAGCCAAGAGAGGCAAACAGUCACGUAGCUCAUCUAACGCUGCCUGAAUGGGAGAGGAUACCUCGUGUAUGCCAGUGUGUUGUGAUUUAGCCUAUCAGGACCUCAUUUCUAGGACUAGGAAGGGCUAGCCUGCCAACCCUGGCAACUGCCCCUAACCCCUGGUCUCCUGUCCUAGCUCCCUGGGAAUUUGCAUGUUCAAGCUAAACUACUCCCAGGGUCUCUCUGCCUUGUCUAGCCUGCUCUAUCAACACGUUUGUCUCAUCUCAGUGCCCCCGCAGUCUUCCCCGAGGUGACGGUGGACAUCGAGUCCAGUGAGCGGGUUUGUUCACGUGGACCCCCUUUUGCUCAGGGCCCUGGAGAGUCAGGAAGACUAAAGUAAAA